Purpureocillium lilacinum is the source of this 1578-nucleotide messenger RNA. Its product is annotated as anthranilate synthase component 1. Lineage: Eukaryota; Fungi; Ascomycota; Sordariomycetes; Hypocreales; Ophiocordycipitaceae. Gene Ontology annotation, molecular function: anthranilate synthase activity. The record is from RefSeq and is a predicted model, not a curated record. Gene Ontology annotation, biological process: L-tryptophan biosynthetic process.
AUGGCUGCCCAGCGAGCUCUUCACCCGUCGCUCGACACGGUCCGCUCCAUCGUCGACCGCCCCCACGCCGGGCCUGGCAAGAAGCCGACCCUCGUCCCCGUCUACCGCCAGAUCUCGUCCGACCUCAUCACCCCAUCCGCCGCCUACCUCAAGAUCUCGGCCCACUCCUCUUCCGACUUCUCCUUCCUCUUCGAGUCGGCCGCCACCGAGCAGGUCGGCCGCUACAGCUUCGUCGGCGCUGGCCCGCGCAAGGUCCUCACCACAGGACCUGGCCACGGCCCGGCGACGGACCCCCUGCCCGCUCUCGAGGAGGAGCUCGCCCGCCAUGUCGUCGCCCAUGUGCCCGACCUGCAGCUCCCGCCGCUGACGGGCGGCGCCAUCGGCUACGUCGGCUACGACUGCGUCCGCUACUUCGAGCCCAAGACGGCGCGCCCCAUGAAGGACGUGCUCGAGAUCCCCGAGUCGCUCUUCAUGCUCUUCGACACCAUUGUCGCCUUUGAUCGCUUCUUUGGCGUCAUCAAGGUCAUCAGCUAUGUCAACGUCCCCGAGCACGGCUCCUCCACGACCCUCGACGAGGCCUACGAAAAGGCCCGCGCCACCGUCGACGAGCUCGUCGAGGUGCUCAACUCCCCGGACAUUGAGAUCCCCGAGCAGGCCCCCAUAGUCCUCGGCCAGGAGGCCAAGUCCAACAUUGGCCGCGAGGGCUACGAGGCGCACGUCACCAAGCUCAAGGAGCACAUCGUCAGGGGCGACAUCUUCCAGGCCGUCCCGUCGCAGCGGUUCGCCCGGCCCACGAGCCUGCACCCCUUCAACAUAUACAGACACCUGCGGACCGUCAACCCGUCCCCGUACCUGUUCUACGUCGACUGCAAGGACUUUCAGAUCGUCGGCGCCUCCCCGGAGCUGCUCGUCAAGAGUGAGGCCGGCAGGAUAAUUACCCACCCCAUUGCGGGCACCGUCAAGCGCGGCAAGACGCCCGAGGAGGACCAGAAGCUCGCCGACGAGCUGAGCAGUUCGCUCAAGGACCGCGCCGAGCACGUCAUGCUGGUGGACCUAGCCCGCAACGACAUCAACCGCGUUGGCGACCCCUUCACAGUUCGUGUCGACCGCUUGAUGGUUGUUGAGAAGUUCAGCCACGUCCAGCACCUCGUCUCGCAAGUCUCAGGCGUCCUGCGGCCGGACAAGACGAGAUUCGACGCCUUCCGUUCCGUCUUCCCUGCCGGCACGGUCUCAGGAGCCCCCAAGGUUCGGGCGAUGGAGCUCAUCGCCGAGCUGGAGAAGGAGAAGCGCGGAAUAUACGCCGGUGCGGUUGGGUACUUUGGCUACGGCAGCGAGGACGAGAAGGGCAACCCGGUAGAAGGCGCCAUGGACACUUGCAUUGCGCUGCGCACGAUGAUGACCAAGGAUGGCGUGGCGUAUCUCCAAGCAGGUGGAGGCAUCGUCUUCGAUUCGGACGAGUACGAUGAGUGGAUGGAGACCCUCAACAAGCUGGGGGCCAAUAUGUCGUGCAUCAAGUCAGCCGAGGAACUAUACCACCAGCAGCAACAGCAGGAGGCUGCCAAGGCCGCCGCGAGGUGA